AUGGCGGAAACACCAGAGCGGACCAAUAAGCUGCCUACGUCGUCGACCUUCUCGUUUACCGCACCCUUUCCAACGUCUCAGGCCUCAUCAUCGGGCGCCAGUCCGUCUCUGAAGCAGCGCCGGGUCUCACUCGCUCUACCGUCUUCGCCACGUCAAUUUCCUGCCUGGAGCUUCCGCGAUGAUACAGGUCUGGGCGUGCACACAGCAGAAUCUGUCCCAGAGAAGAAGGGGAAGAUGAGGAGGAUUGACAACGGUGCGGACCGCGGUGAGGACGAGCCUGCACCGCUUCCAAUGGAGAAGAAGCAGCGGAAGAAAUGGUCAAUGGAGGAGACUCAGAUGCUUGUCGCGGGAUGCAACAAGUGGGGGGUCGGUAAUUGGAAGUCCAUCCUGAAUGACCCCGACUUCAAGUUUGACAAUCGUUCGCCUGUAGACUUGAAGGACAGAUUUCGGACCUAUUUCCCGGACGCGUACAAACAACAUUAUCCCAAUGCAAAGACCCAUCUCUCGUCCAAAAUACGGUCGUCACUUCCGGAUGGCACGUCCAUUUUCGAGAAGACGCGAAGCAAGAAGCGAAGACCUUUCACGGAGGAGGAAGACCGGGCGCUGAAGGCAGGAUACGACAAGCACGGGACGGUGUGGGCAACCAUCGUGAAGGAUCCUGUGUUCCAGGAGCAGAAUAGGCGCUCGACGGACCUACGUGAUAGAUUCCGGAAUGCGUUCCCUGACCUGUACCAGGCUGCGGGAUACAAGCCUAGGACCACCACGAAGAAGAAGAAGGACCAGCCUGUCCACCCUGUGCGUGCCGCUACCGACGACCAACUGGGGUCUAGUAGUGUACCAGGUCCAGUUCGCCGCAAGCGGAGGCACACAACCCAGGGUCUGUUCCGAGGCGGAACCAAGAGCGUUCCGGAGAGUACGACCUGUUCCGAAGACGAGGACAGCUCGGAGGGCGAGGACGACCAGUCCUCGAUGCUGAUGGAAGGCGCGAUGUCUCUGACACCCGAAGAUUCCACCCCCUUCUCAGACCCAUUCACAGGAGAAGUCGACAUGCAGACACUCGACUCGCUCGCCAUCCCAGAUUUCAAUUCCAGCUCCUCUCUGUCUGAGAUGACGGACUCGUCGCAGUCUCAGACGUGGUCCUCUGCGCUCGACACGCCGCUCCAUUCUGGUGCCUGGUCAGCUGCGACCAACGCCACCUCACCGACCUCACCGCAUCUCACCGCAGACUUUUUCCUUAACCAGUCACCCUUCGAGCGUCGGAAUGAGGGCUCGAGCAACAUCAUGAUUGGCAAGUCCGCGUGGGGCCCUCAGGACUGGCUUUCGCCUAACCCGCGGCUCGAGCCAUCGGUGGCAUCGAGCAGCAACUCUUCGUACGUGGGUGGGCUCUCGCCCACCCCAUCGUCCCCCUUUUCCUUUGCGAACCUUAACCAUGGCGUGCUUGACCGUUACGACCUCUUCCCGGCCUCCCUUUCGCACGACUUCGCGUCCGAAGUUGGCGUGAGCGACACACACUCGACUUUCUCCGAUCCCGAGAUGUUCGCACCGAACACGUUCCGUGGGUUCACACACCACCACUACGCGGGCGACCUCAUCUUUGGCGCGCGUACUCACCAGCCGAUUCACCCGGUUGACUACGGUCCUGGCUUCGGCUUCGGGAACGCAGGACUGGGUCUCUCUGGCUUGCAACAGCUGCCCCCUCCGCCGCAGAACACUGGUCUACAUCCCAUGCAACUGCACACACCAGCACUGCCUGGGAUAGACGAGAUCGAGUUGACGUCGAUCACGUUGGAUGAUCACGCCGAACCGAUGGGGCAGACGAUGGACAACGCCAUACCCAAGACGAAGCACGACUCUGCGCUCACGCUGGCGGAGCUCGCGGGGUACAGCCUUCCGACGCAGACGCUCGAGGAGAUCGUUGGCCUAACACAGGAGAUGCGCACGACCCCCCCGGGUACGCCGCACAUGUCGCGUUCCGUGCGCCCGCAUACCGCCGGCGUGCUCUCCGCUGCGCAUAACCGCUCCAUCUCGGUCCCACCCUCGGAACAUCGGGCGUUCGUGCCCCGCGCGGCGCAGACGCAGAUGCUCCGUCCAAAGCCGCUGCUCACGCCCACGCGCUCCACGUCACUCAUGGACCUCCUGCCGCUGCACCCUUCUGAAUUCGACGCGCAGUCGCUUGCCCCGUCCUCUCCGUUCGACACGGACGGCUGGUGCUCUCCAGGAGAGUACGAUUUGCCCUUCCUCGACCUCCACUACUACAAGUCUGGCGCGGCAGAGAGUGGCUAUGGCGAAGAGAGUGCGGAGCAGGCGCGCCAGGGCCUCGCGCUCGACCUUGCGGAGACGUUCGUGUCCCCACCGAAGACGUUUGGCGUACCGCCGUCGCUCACUCAGCACAUCCCGGCGAUGUCACAUAGCGUGGGCGGGACCCCGCCGAUGCACGCACGUGUGCUUGCGGGCCACCACCGGGGGCAGAGCGUGGUGUCCCCGCAGGACCUGUUGCUGCACAAGGGGAAUGACAAUAAGAGGAAGCGCUCGAGCUGGGAUGGCGGGGCCUCCUGA
Sparassis crispa is the source of this 2556-nucleotide messenger RNA. RefSeq lists its product as hypothetical. The transcript has 3 exons. Lineage: Eukaryota; Fungi; Basidiomycota; Agaricomycetes; Polyporales; Sparassidaceae. The record is from RefSeq and is a predicted model, not a curated record. Bases 1 to 2556 code for a protein of 851 amino acids.